Messenger RNA from Symbiodinium sp. CCMP2592, 1191 nucleotides. The record is from the annotation of a GenBank genome assembly. NCBI's taxonomy places the organism in Eukaryota, Dinophyceae, Suessiales, Symbiodiniaceae.
AUGAAGCCCGGGAUUUUUGAGCUUGCAAAGUGCCGGGCAUCCGAUCUACGUGAGGCCCUCCCACGGUUCAACCGCCAGGAUACGAAAAAAUCGAUGGAGAAGGAGAUCCUGGGUAAGGUUGGUGCCUGUGCUCGGCUCCAGCUCCAGCUGCAGGGCCUGGAUGAAGCCGAGAUGGUGUUGGCUUCGCUUAAGACAGUGAAGGAUGCCCUGGAAUCGAAGUACAAGGAUCUGAAGAUGCUGGAUGAUACAGUCGAUGAAGCCGAAUGGCAGGAAAAAGUCAAGGACGUGGCAAAGGCUUAUCUGCUGUUUGUCUCCAAGGAGGACUUCGCAGUGGGUGUGGCGAGGGUGCACGCCCUUAAGGACAAGCGCCUUCGUCCGGAAGCCAAGGCGAAGAAUCAGCCGAGGAAGCGAGAUUCGCCGAAGCUUCGGCAAUUGAAACAACGACUGGCUGCCAAACUGGACACUUGGUGGCCGCAAGACAGAGAAACGCUUUCACCAAUUCUUCUCGAGAUCUAUUCCGAAGGUGUCAACCGUCAUGCUACCUUUGGUGACUUCAAAAAGGAAGAAGACAGUGGAAGUGAAGCCAUGCAGCAUCGUGCUUCCAAGCUCUUAUAUGUCAUGGUUGCAGAAGCGGCCCUGGAUCUUGAAAGCCAUCUGCUUUGGCUGAGCUCUACUCUGCAAGGUGCUGGCAUUGGCUACACAGGAGGGCCUUCUGAUCUGCCAGCGCGAUUCCAUGGAGAUGAGGGCCCUGGGCAGAAGUACAAGAAUGUGUUGGUUAUCAAUAUGUCGUUUCCAUUCUCCCAUUCUGGUGACACACUGAAGACACGUCUUUGCAUCGCAUGCUUAACAGGACAAACUGUCCUCACGAGGGCGAUGCAAAAGAAUCGGAUCGGUGUCCACCAUGAGUGUACUUUGGAUGUGCUGUUUAGACACAUCAAUGCAGACUUGGAGAAAUUGACAUUUGAUUCUGGUGGAGUUUGCGGCCGAAGGCUUUGCUUCUUUGGUCUGGCGGGCGAUCAAAAAUGGUUUCAGCAAAUGCUGCAAUUGCCAGCUCCCUACAUCAGCUUGCUUGAGUUUCUUCCAUUGACAACCCAAUGUCAGCUUGCUAAGUCCGCGACAUUGGAAGGGCAACGGCGAGGCCAAUGGCAACAGGAGCCCAUACUAGUUGUGCGCAUGUUUUCGAAAACUUGA